This is a messenger RNA of Alexandromys fortis (reed vole), 19061 nucleotides long. RefSeq names its product solute carrier family 8 member A1 (gene Slc8a1). Gene Ontology annotation, molecular function: calcium:sodium antiporter activity. Gene Ontology annotation, biological process: sodium ion transmembrane transport; cell communication; calcium ion import across plasma membrane. The record is from RefSeq and is a predicted model, not a curated record. Gene Ontology annotation, cellular component: sarcolemma; postsynapse; axon. Bases 320 to 3217 code for a protein of 965 amino acids. NCBI's taxonomy places the organism in Eukaryota, Metazoa, Chordata, Mammalia, Rodentia, Cricetidae. The transcript is spliced from 10 exons.
AGCGCGCGCGCCGCCCGGCCCCGGCCCUCCCAGCCUGCCGGCCUCGCCGCCUCCCGCCCGCGCGCACCGCUGCCUGCCACCGCCGCCGCCGCCACCGCCGCCGUCGCUGCUCCAGCGGGCGCUGCUCCGGAGUCGAGCCGCCGCCGCCACCACCGCCGCCGCCGGCUUUGUGCUUCCAGCCGAGGAUGGGAGCGACCUCUUCCUGAAAGCGAGCUGUCUCCAAAAGGGAGUGAGCGCGCCCGAUCGCCCGGCGGCGUGCAGGGAAUCCAUCCACAAGGCUCAGCCCAGGUUGGGACAUUUGGAAGUCUCAUUGUACAACAUGCUGCGAUUAAGUCUCUCACCGACUGUUUCAAUGGGAUUUCGUCUGGUAGCUAUAGUGGCUCUCUUGUUUUCCCAUGUUGACCAUAUAACUGCGGAAGCAGAGUCAGAAGCAGGAGGAAAUGAAACCACUGAAUGUACUGGCUCAUAUUACUGCAAGAAAGGGGUGAUUCUUCCCAUUUGGGAACCCCAAGACCCAUCUUUUGGGGAUAAAAUUGCUAGAGCAACUGUAUAUUUUGUGGCCAUGGUCUACAUGUUUCUCGGAGUUUCCAUCAUUGCUGACCGGUUCAUGUCCUCCAUAGAAGUCAUCACAUCUCAAGAAAAAGAAAUAACCAUAAAGAAGCCCAAUGGGGAGACCACCAAGACUACAGUAAGGAUCUGGAAUGAGACGGUGUCAAACCUGACCUUGAUGGCUCUGGGCUCAUCUGCUCCCGAGAUUCUCCUUUCUGUCAUUGAAGUAUGUGGCCAUAACUUCACUGCAGGGGACCUUGGUCCCAGCACCAUCGUGGGAAGCGCUGCCUUUAACAUGUUCAUCAUCAUUGCGAUUUGUGUUUAUGUGGUCCCUGAUGGAGAGACAAGGAAGAUUAAGCAUUUGCGUGUGUUCUUUGUGACAGCAGCCUGGAGCAUCUUCGCCUAUACCUGGCUUUAUAUAAUUCUGUCUGUCAUCUCUCCUGGUGUUGUGGAGGUCUGGGAAGGAUUGCUCACUUUCUUCUUUUUUCCCAUCUGUGUCGUGUUCGCUUGGGUAGCAGACAGGCGGCUUCUCUUUUACAAGUAUGUCUACAAGCGGUAUAGGGCUGGCAAGCAGAGGGGGAUGAUUAUUGAACAUGAAGGAGACAGGCCAGCCUCCAAAAGUGAAAUUGAAAUGGAUGGGAAAGUGAUCAACUCUCAUGUUGACAAUUUCUUAGAUGGUGCUCUGGUUUUGGAAGUCGAUGAGAGGGACCAAGAUGAUGAGGAAGCAAGGCGUGAGAUGGCAAGGAUUCUGAAGGAACUUAAGCAGAAGCAUCCGGAUAAAGAAAUUGAGCAAUUAAUAGAAUUAGCCAACUAUCAAGUCCUAAGUCAGCAGCAAAAAAGCCGAGCAUUUUAUCGGAUUCAAGCUACUCGCCUGAUGACUGGAGCUGGCAACAUUUUGAAGAGGCAUGCUGCUGACCAAGCAAGGAAGGCUGUCAGCAUGCAUGAAGUCAACAUGGGAGCGACUGAAAAUGACCCGGUCAGUAAGAUCUUCUUCGAGCAAGGGACAUACCAAUGUCUAGAGAACUGUGGUACCGUGGCUCUUACCAUUAUCCGUAGAGGGGGCGACUUGACCAACACUGUGUAUGUUGAUUUCAGAACAGAAGAUGGCACAGCCAAUGCUGGGUCUGAUUAUGAAUUCACUGAAGGGACUGUGAUCUUUAAACCUGGGGAGAGCCAGAAGGAGAUCAGAGUUGGCAUCAUUGAUGAUGAUAUCUUUGAAGAGGAUGAAAACUUCCUUGUGCAUCUAAGCAACGUCAGAGUCUCUUCUGAAGAUUCAGAAGAUGGCAUACUAGAAGCCAAUCAUAUUUCUACACUUGCUUGUCUUGGGUCUCCCUGCACUGCCACUGUGACCAUUUUUGAUGAUGACCAUGCAGGCAUCUUUACGUUUGAGGAACCAGUGACUCACGUGAGCGAGAGCAUUGGCAUCAUGGAGGUGAAGGUUUUGAGAACAUCCGGAGCUCGAGGAAAUGUUAUUGUUCCCUAUAAAACCAUUGAAGGAACAGCCCGAGGUGGAGGGGAGGACUUUGAGGACACGUGUGGAGAACUCGAAUUCGAGAACGAUGAAAUUGUCAAAACAAUUGAAGUCAAGGUAAUUGAUGAUGAGGAGUAUGAGAAAAACAAGACCUUCUACAUUGAGCUUGGAGAGCCCCGCCUGGUGGAGAUGAGUCAGAAGAAAGCCGGGUUGUUGAGUGAGCUUGGUGGCUUCACAUUAACAGGCCAGCCUCUCUUCAGGAAGGUUCAAGCUAGAGACCAUCUGCUUCCCUCCACUGUAAUCAGCAUUUCAGACGAGUAUGAUGACAAGCAGCCACUGACUAGCAAAGAGGAAGAGGAGAGGCGCAUUGCAGAAAUGGGGCGCCCCAUCCUGGGAGAGCACACCAAGCUGGAGGUGAUCAUUGAAGAGUCUUACGAAUUCAAGAGCACUGUGGACAAACUCAUUAAGAAGACAAACCUGGCCCUCGUGGUUGGGACAAACAGCUGGAGGGAGCAGUUCAUCGAAGCGAUCACUGUCAGUGCUGGGGAAGAUGACGACGACGAUGAAUGUGGGGAGGAGAAGCUGCCCUCUUGUUUUGAUUAUGUGAUGCACUUUCUCACAGUGUUCUGGAAGGUUCUGUUUGCCUUCGUGCCCCCUACAGAAUACUGGAAUGGCUGGGCCUGCUUCAUCGUCUCCAUCCUCAUGAUUGGCCUCCUAACAGCCUUCAUCGGAGAUCUGGCUUCCCACUUUGGCUGCACCAUUGGCCUGAAAGACUCCGUGACUGCAGUUGUGUUUGUCGCUCUCGGAACCUCAGUGCCAGACACGUUUGCCAGCAAAGUAGCAGCCACCCAGGACCAGUACGCAGAUGCAUCCAUAGGCAACGUCACCGGAAGCAACGCUGUGAACGUCUUCCUGGGAAUCGGCGUAGCCUGGUCCAUUGCUGCCAUCUACCACGCGGCCAACGGGGAACAGUUCAGAGUGUCCCCUGGCACGCUAGCUUUCUCCGUCACUCUCUUCACCAUUUUUGCAUUCAUCAACGUGGGGGUGCUGCUGUAUCGGCGGAGGCCAGAAAUAGGAGGUGAGCUAGGUGGGCCCCGGACUGCCAAGCUCCUCACAUCUUGCUUGUUCGUGCUCCUGUGGCUCUUGUACAUUUUCUUCUCCUCCCUGGAGGCCUACUGCCACAUAAAAGGCUUCUAAAGGAACAAUCAGAUAUAGUAAAUUUAUAUAUAUACAUAUAUAUACAUAAAAAAUUAUGUAUAAUGAACAGAGGAGACUGACAUUUGUUAUGUUCACUUAACCUGCUGAUGGAAUCCAGCUUCAAGAACAUACUCUGUACUAGGGCGGAAGUCAGAAACCACCAUCUCCCAUUCCCAGGGCAUCAUCGUGUUGAACAAGGCCUGGAGGCAGGUGCAUCUCGCAUCUCAGCCUAGGAGGGCUGUACCCUCUCCAAGUUUGUAAAUGGCUAAGGCUUUGGUUUGUUUUUCGUUUGUUUUGUUUCCAGUGGGGUCGGAGAGGUGGUGGUUGGCUUUUGGUUUGGUUUGAUUUUGCUUUGUUUUGUUGGGAGAGCCGGGAUCCUCCUUCUCUUUAUGGGAAGCGUUGAUCCACCCAAAGGUGUAUGGAUUUGGGAUCAAUCUGGAAAUCAUUAUGAUUCUCUCCUCACCUCCUCCAAACACUUUAAACGUUACUUUGGAUUAAGGAAAGAUCUGGGCAUGGAAGAAGAAAGAAGCACGUCUUUAUUACCAAAAUGUUAUGCUGAUCUCCGAGAUGUUAAUAGAGGCGAAUUGCCUCGAGGAAGAGAAGCAGGGGAGCUGAACUGGAGCCAGGAGAAGCGAUGGUUCUAGACGUAGACUAAGGAUAUGGUGCCUGGCACUCUCGUUCAACUGGUACAGGGAUAAUGUGCCUAGAUUCCCAGGAACUCCCAGAACUCUUCAUCCUUAUCUCUUUAGCUCUGAACUGUGAUUAGCAAGACCCUUAUUCUGCCCAGCCCAGCUAAUACCCCAGGUAUCCCAUCCCAGACCCCCCUCCUGCCCACUACCCAAUCCCCUGCAAGUAGGAAGAUUAACCCCAUCCCCCCCCCAAAAAAAAUAGAUAAUCCUUUUGGUCAUCACGUGUGUCCAGGUCCCACGUUGCUGUUGCCUGGGAUUUUUCCAUCAGUUUUAUUUUCAGUGGCAUCCAUGGCUUGCACAAUCCUGUUCCAGUCAUGACUGAACAUUUGCCCUCCUUCAUGUGCCUGUUUGGGAAUGUUGUUGUGAUCCCCUUUACACAGUGCAUGGACGACAAACUAAGAAAACAAAGCGUAUCUGUAUAUAGUAGAGUAUAGCAAAUACUGUUCUCCCAUUCAGCAAUGUUGAUUGGACAUUGAAGACGUGAGUUUUCCUUUUACCUGAGUUGUUCCUUUUGAGUUGUUACUGAGUUUGAAUAUUAGUAGGUAUAAAAGAAGAAAAUGGCUUAGUGUUCAUGAUUCUGCACAUUCAUUUCUAAGAAGCAAUAACUGUCAUGUGAGGAGAGACUAAAGUUACUGAGAGGACAGAGGAGCUACAGAGAUCUCCAUGGGAUUUUAGCCAUGUAGGGCAUAGCAGAGGCCUCCGAGAAUCACCCAUGAUUAAUUCAGGCAGGCCAAAGAGAAAGGCUGGGGAGAAAAGUGGACACUUUGGGUGUGCCUGUACUUUUAGAGCCACCGUUUCCACACUACCCCUCCCCCAAGGUAUUUAUUGCACAUCUGCUCUGUCUGGCACAGAUAGUAGAUAGUGCUACCUUGUUUUAUUUUUUUUUUUCUGUAGAAGGCUGUUUUGAGCCCUGUUUCAUUCACCUUCCAGUCCAGACUUCCUGAAUUCAUUAGCAACUCCUGAGUGGAAAAGAAACCAGGGUGACCAGUGGGCCUUUAGAAGUCCACUGCAUAUGACAGCGAAGAGGAGAUAACACAAAGGGACUGGAGCAUUCCAGGAAGACAACACUGGGGAGUUUUUUUUUUUUAACCCUUUGAAAGAAAUAGCUCUUUCUAUUCAAAAGUACCAAAGAGCAAAGCUAAACCCAACAUUCCAAAAGCAGUGCUUCUACUAACAAGGGAAAUGGAAUGGCUUCACCCGCCUCUCAGACAGGUCUCUGAGACCUCCAUGACCCUUUGCAUUAUUGAUUCAAAGAUACUUAAGAAAUAAAUGUUUCUGAGACCUCCUUUCUCUUCUUCCACUGUGAUCAUAGCUGUCCAUUAUUCAAUACACCUUUAGUCACUGAGUGCGAAGUUAGAUACUUUUUACCCAUUCAGUAGGUAUUAUACUACUUCCUGGUAGCUGACCAGUGACCAAGGAAGCCCAGAUUCCUGCCCCCAGGAGGUAUGUAGUGAAUGGGAUCCCUAUUCAAAUAGUAUGAGUUGGCCUAACCAUACUGAGACAGUUUUAUCUUGCAAGAGAAAGAUAAUUAUGACUUCUUUUUAACCCAAUCACAUUAAGAAAAAAAUUUGCACAACAAAAGCAGUUGACCAAAUACUCACUUUUUUUCUUAAAAAAAAAAUGUAAUGUUUCACUCUGGAACAGUACUCUUUCACCUUGGCCGACUUGCAGGUUCGUUCAUCUUCCUACUUUAGACCAAGCAGGGUAGUCAUGGUGGUGACCGGAUUCACUGAGAAGACGCAGUUAACCGGUUUUUACCUCUGUGGCACUGCUCCCUUUCCAUCACAACAUACUGCAGCCCGCCAAUAUUGGUGACACUGGUGACCCACAGAGGUACAUUCUAACCCACCUUGUUUUUUUCUUUUUAACUUUAUUUUAGAUUUUAAACGUGGAAAGCUAGCCUAGAACUACUAAGUAAAUGCAGUCCAAGGAUAUACAUGGUUAAACAUAUUAGAAAGGUCUUGCACUGUUUUUGAUUUGUUUUUGUUUCUGUUUUGUUACAUUCCAUCUUUGGAAUGUCAAUAAUCCUGCAGCGAAUUUUCACCGAGACCUUCCCAAGAAAUUCUUGCUGUUGGUCAGAUUCAAGUUCAAGCAUCUUGGUUUGUUUGCCUUUUCAGUCUUCAUGCUGUAGGGAAAAUAUGAUGUUCAGGGUUGUUAAUUAUUACGUGUGAAAUGAUUUCAUUUUAUUUGUUUGAUUAUUAUUUUAUUUUGUGUGUAUUGUGCACGACUUUAGGGGAACAGGCACUAAUAGUGUUGUUCCUUGAAAUUGGUACACAUUGUCGACACGAAAAAGAAAUAAAGUUUCUAAUUGUUUGUGAUUUCAUCACUAGUGGCACAGCAUAUUCUGUACAGGGGAAUGCCUCUCUUUACCAUAGGCUCCAGUCUCCGUUCUGUACUGGGGAAUGCCUCUUCUCAUUGUCCGUUGUUUGUUUUCAUGUUUUGAAGAAAUAAAGACCAACAAGGUAUCAUUGUGCAAUUGGUAUCCUCAUCCACAGGAAAGGAGACAGCCAGAACUCAAGGUCAUGCAAAUGUCAGCUCUUUGGACCUGCAAUGUUCUUGUUUAAAUGUCCCAAGAGCAGCACAUGGAGUCAGAGUGUCUGUCUGUCCUGUGACACUGUGAUCAACAUUAAGUGUGCCUUGCUGUCACCAUUUUCUCACCUUUUAGUUUAACUCGAUCUUCUUGCUUUCUGCAUCCAAGGUCAUGGACUCAUAAACUUUUAGCACACAGUGCAUUAGACUAAAUCAACAGACCAACACAAUGGAUAUUGGAAGUACAAUUACUUCCCAAGGGACAAGCAAAUCGUUCAUUUAGUAUCAUGCAUUGUAUUUCUUCUUGCUCCUAGUUCAGCUUAUGUUUUAUGUUAUUAACUUCUGGCUUUAUGCAUUAUAUGUUCCUGGCUUUCCUAUCCCUAACAAUCGAAAGAGCCUAGAAGAGGUGACCCGGCAUAGAACGAGAACUGCAGGAAAAGAAAUAGUACCCUCUUACUGUGGUAGAAUCUGGACAUUAGCUGCAUGUAAAUGACUCUGUUCAUCUGAGCAUCUUAUUUCCCACAAAAUCUUUCAUUAUAGCAUCCUGUGGGCAUGUGUGGCACAUUUUCAAGGGAGGGAGGAAAUAAGGUACAAUUUAAACACUCUUCUUGAAUCAAAAAAUUGAUUAUGCCUUCUGAAUAUUGAUCUUUAAUUUUAUACAAAAUUGGCAGCCAGUGUUUACUUCUUGAAUAAAGAGCAAAAAUGAGUAAUAUAGUGAGGAUUCUUGACCAUUUAAUAGACUUGGGCAAAAUUCUCUGGUUGAUUGACUCUCAACUGCGUAGGAGCAAGCACUCAUUAGUUCACAGGUUCUGAUUCAGUGCUUCCAACCAUGACGAUUUCAGAGAAUCUUGCUUUCUAAAGUAUAAGUGCACCAACUUUUUGUUGCUAUUGCUUUUCAAAUAUAAGAUUAUAAUACAAAUAAGCUGUCUGAAACAAGCCUACAAGAUGGACAGAUAGCUCACAUGUAAUAAGCAGCCCCUCCCCAAGAGGUGAUCUCCAAACAAAUAGAAAUGCAUUGUGUCCAUUGCCCUUUCUGCACCAGGCUUUGCCAUUGGAAAUGCUAUGUGCCUGCAUUCCUGGCCUUAACCUAUCAAAAUCAAGUGAGAGGGGCUAGUUUGCUCUCAUACCCAACAGCUUUGUAGAAGGAAUUAGAAAUCCCCUCUUUUUCUAAAUCAAUUAAUUCAGUUUCAUUAAGACUUACUUAGUUUUUUGUUUUGUUUUGUUUUGUUUUGUUUUUUUCUGAGUUGAAAAUGUGGAAUCUGCCUCUUGGUUUUAAUUUUCCUUUUCUGAUCUUGGGAAACUAUACCCAGAGCAGGUAGUGGUUGCACCAUGAUGAGUUUAGGAAUACUUGGCCAUUUCACCAUUGACAUUGUGCAUCCUAAUUUAUAGCUAUAAUCUGGCAUUCUUUAUAAUAACCAUGCCUCUUGGCAAGGCACUCUAACCACUGGCAAAACUUGGAAGUGUGAUGGUCAGUUGGUAAAUAAGUGGUGUGUCACACAAAAGAGACAUGAAAAAACACAUUUAUCUUUCUAAGGACAUGUGAAUAGAUUCAUUAACUUGUAUUCCUGUCUCCCUACAUAUUUAAUUUGAUUUCUUUUGCAGUGGAUUGGGAAUUUUGCUAUUCUUUUCAAACACUGUUAUUGCCAUAUCCAUUGUUUUCCCAUGUUCCAACAAAUCUCAAAGUUUGGCUAGUCCUGAUGGCACUGUAUCACUGGGAAUACCGUGGAAAAGAAACACAGCUGAAAUAGUGAGGUGUUCCAUUUUUAAUACUUAACCAGGCCAUGGGUACCAAUCUCCCAGGGCAGAGAAUAUCUUUCUCACAGAAGGGCCAACCACUGAGAGGUAGAAUUCCUAAGAUGCAGAGAGUGCUUUCACUCUCUGGUCCAUAGGAAAUGGUAAGUAUCCAACUUGCUGUGACCUUGCCUCAGCCUGCCAAGAUGUCCAAAGGGAUGCCCUUAGAGAAUCUCAAAGUUUUCAGUUUUGUCAAACAUUCUCUGAUUUCUUUGUCUCAAGGGACAUUUACAGAUCAUUACUUAUUCUUGAUGCACUUACUUUUUGUAAAGAACAGCACUACAUAAUGUAGGCUUUCCUUUCCAUACUGCCCAACUUUGUCAUUCUUCCAUCCACCACUUUUAGUACAUUCAGUAAACUUCAUGAUGCCUGCUGUUACCUCUCAGCAGCAGGGGAAAGCCCAUGCUUGAGAGUUUUUCUUCUGGGAGCAAACUUGUCCUAGAAAAAUCAAAGAUGACUAUUUUUCACAAAGACAACAGAUUUUAGAGCAAAGUGUAUUAUCUCUACAAAUACUUGGGUUCUGCGGUACCCUAGAGUUACAUGCUAGUUCAUUAAUGUCUCUUGGGUUGUAUUUAUCAUGCCCCAUGUCCAUCUCCUGGCUAUUCAUUCAAUAUCUGUAAGUACAGAGUGGGAAAGAACAGCAAGACAUAUGUCCCCAAGCCCCGUGAAGAGUUUCUCUUAAAGUGUCAUAUGUAAACACAUAAAAAUACAUAUGACUCUAAGAAAUAUGAGUGGCCCGAGUGCUUCACUGGUUAGUGUGUUUCAGGAAUGCAAUUGGUAAGAAAAUUCACAUUAAAAAUCAAAUAGACCAAGAAAGAAAUUACCAAACUUCAGGGUUACUGGAUCUGUUUUAGGAGUUAACUCACAAAGUCCAACCCUAAUAAUUUGUUUGUUGCAAAGACAGGUAUACUCUGCCAAAUCUAAAAAUGUACUUGAGGAAGGGAAAGUUACCUACUAGGAUGACUAUACAGCCCUCUACCAGUACCCCACUAGUGAUCUUAUAAUCUAUAGAACUAUUUCUUAGACUCCCUUGCAAAUAUGGAAUAAAGAUCAGUUCUGCAAGAAGGCAAUAUUUAUAUGGUUGCUGAUUUGCAAUGUUCCACCUCUAUUGUGAACAUCAUAAUCCUGAGGAUUUUUCCAAAUGAAAUAACUACUCCUAUGUAUUAAAUCUAUUACAUUCAACCAAGUCCGUAACUGCUUCUCAAAAUAUUUCACUGAAGAAAUAAACUAGAUAGCAUAUCCAUGAUAAGAAUCAUAUGAUCACAAUGGCUGCUUUUGUGAAAAAAAAAAUGAGAUUCUUUGUGAAUCUUUCCCUACAUUGCUAAAUUCAUUUUAGUAAACAUUAGACUUGAAGAAUAUCCCAGUGAAAAAUCUUGGGAACUUUUUAUCCUGCAUUGCCAUAAUGCUCAUAGAACCAAGUUGUAAAGUUAAAAUAAUGAUAUGGGUGAGAAUUAUCUAUACCUCUGACAAGAUUAUUUUUUUUUAAAAUGAAACAGUUUGGCAUAAAGAAAAUGUGUUAAGUAGGAUUUCAUCACAUAUUACUCUUAUUUAAGAUAUUUGAAAGUCAUUACCUUUAAGUAAGAAUGAUUUCCAUUUCCCUGAGACAACUGUAUAAUUUAAACUCAUUCUCAUGUUUGAUAUGAAAGUCAAAGCUGGGCAUAUAUAGCUUUUGGCUUGGACAACUAAAGAAAAGUAUGCUCUUGGCAUACUUUCCAUGUCAUUGAAUUAUUUUGUGGAAUACAUUAGAGCUGUGCAGAUGCCUUAUAAAAAUAUUUUCAAUAAUUCCCUUACAUUUUAAAGUGUAUAAUGCUUUUAAAUUACUCAACUUGGUAACUUAAUACUUCUCCCUUUUAAAAGAUGACUCCAUUUUGAGAUUGUUACUAACGUUUCAAGACUAAUUAUAAUGUUGAAUCAAUACAUAGGAUGGGAUAUUGGUCUUGAGUCAGCCCCACUAACAUGUGGUCCAGACAGAUCUCCCAGUAGUUAAAUGUUUCAGAUGAACCAGCAUUUUAGAGUAUAACAAAGGUGAAUGUUGCAUUUAGUCUUUUUUCUACCAACGGUGUGCAUUUUAACCAGUGCAAAACUAAGUUUAGAAGAUUUAAAUUACUAAUUGCAAGAUUCUUUUUCUUGAAACUGGACAACCUUGUUUAAUCAUUGGCUCCCUUCUCUCCUUUUUCUCCCACACCAUAGUGAUAUGUACAUCAAAAACAAAGAUAAGUUUCACAUGUUGAAUAGCCUGAACUGCAUCCUACAUAUCUAUCUAGGGUUGCCCAAAAAUUCAUGUCAAGUUAGUUCCUUUCACAUCAUAUCUCUUUCAUAAGUGGAACAAAGCAAAAAAGGGAGUGUUAUUCUAAAGGGAAAGAUGUACAUUUCAAGUUGUUUGAGAGAUGUUUAGAAUAACAAGUAUCCUUCCCAAAAAAGGUGCAAAAUAUUUUUUUAAAAAUAAAUUCAUUUUUAUUCCUUUUAUUUAGCAAAUAUUUCAGCAAGGAAGCCUUUAGGGCUGAUUUGGUUCCUUCAGCCUUUGAGAAUGAGUGUCAAAAACAGCUCUUGAAAAAAAAAGUUCUGGCCAAGAUCAAAUUCUGGAAGUUAAAACAGGACAGGAUUUUGUAUUUUUGUUUAAGAGAUGGUAUCAAGCAGGCAGGCAACCGUGUCAGUUAAUAUUUUCUAGAAAUGUGUCCUACAGUUGGGAGACACAGAGAAGGGUCUCACCCAGUCUUUAUCACAGGCCUGGUUGCAUAUUGGGAGACACAGAGGAAGGUUUCAUCCAUCCUGUCCACUGAUAUACUAUAUCCCCAGCCUGUGGAUCUUUCUCUGGCUCAGGUUAAGGUCAGAUAUUCACAACAGAGCCAACACCCAGACUUUCACGUCUGUUGGUUGCCUUGUCUCUGGCAUUUCCCCUCCAAAAUCUUACUAGCCCAGCCAACCAGUUGCCCAUGAGGCUUCUCCAAGGAGUCCUCUUAGGGCAAGGCAUGAGACUGAACAGGUGCAAAGCCUUUGGAAUUCAUUUACAAUUGUUAUCAUUAAGUCAUCAAAAACCUUUUUGUCUUUCCAAGUUUCUGUCCAAAACUCCAAGAACAGAGUUCCUGCUCUCAUGGGUAUCUUAUAGGAAGUUUGACACACCGACUCUAGUGGUCGUGUCAUUGUUAAAAGAAAAGAAAGAUCUCUUUAUGACUACUUCAGAUUCAUUUCACACUGCUUCAGAACUUCCACUAAUCAACAUCAGCUUCAUGGCCAGCAGAAUUCUGUCUUUACCUCAAAUUUAGAAUUGUUUUAUUUUAAAAAAUCAGAAUUAUUUUGGGUGUCUUUAAAGGAGUUUAAAAUAUUUAAUGAUUUGUUGAAACCAAGACAAAAGAAAGGAAUGUUUUGCACAGGCUAUUGGGCUAUAGAGGAGGACAGGUUUUUGUUGGGCAGUCUUGAUGUCUUGCCCGUCUUUGUAAGUUUCAGAGUGUUGGUAAGUUUCAGAACAGCUGUUUCAGAGCAUAUAAUGUAGGGGGCAGGAGAAUGCCAAGUACCAUCCUGGUUGAAACAGAAGCUUUGAACAAAAGCACAUGUCAUUUUACCUGUCUCGGAGUUAACGCUGUGCUCAUGAACCAGCUAUGGUAAGGAUGGGUGGAGCUAGAUAAACAGCAAAUGGAUGACUAAAGACUGACAAGGGAUCAGACACAAGUUAAACCAGAGAGGCAGAAAAUUAGCCAGUUUAACAAAGCCCCAUCCACAAUCAUUCACAGACUUUUCCUUCGGUUCAAACUUGAAAAAAAUAAUAAUAAUUCAGUCUGGCCAGUGGAGCAGUUUCAAAAUCAGAGUUUAUGUUUCUGACACAAUCUCAUACAUUUCCAGCCCUUAUUUUGAUAAAAUGUUAAGAAUCAUAAGGUAGCAUGAGACAUUAAAGGAAGGAUGAUUUAAGACAAUUAACACUGGCUCUGAAUUUAAUCAGAUCCCAAUUACAGUCCUCUAAUUAAAUUAAUCUUUCAUUUUGGUCUAAGGAUGCUUUAUGAAUGUGAGAAUAUUUAAUAGGGUCAUUCUGAAACUGAUCAAAGAACUUCCCUUUAAAAAGUAGAAAUAAUGAUUUUCUUAAUUUCACAUUCUGUCUUUCACCAUCAAGAUGAAUGGAUUCAAACUUAAAUAACACAUUCCAGAGUCUUCUAUGAGCCAAUCACCAUGUGAGACUGCUCUGUUAGCAUUUCAAGUUGUGGACAGGUUGGUCAUUAUUGAAGUUCUUUCUACUAACCACAAACACUGAAUGUUCUUGACUUGGAGCGUUUGGCUCCUCUCUGAGCUAAAACUCCAUUCCUAGUCAACUGACAGCCUCUAAAGAAGAGGACCUUAGCUUCUCCCCUGAGUACACAGUGCUCUCUUCCUUUGAAUGCACAGUCAUCAUCAGACAGAAGACUUGAAAGUUUUCUCUUUUGGAAAGGCAGAUAGAUCACUUAUUUCAGAAAGUUAUGAGUCUUCAGAUCUCUCUGGGUUUGAAUCUUCACAUUGCUCCAUGAGAGAUGAGAUGAUACUUUCAUGUCGUUUUUUAGAACUCAUCAAGCCCCACCCAUGUGGUCAGUAGCUUCCUGUUCCCUCCUCUUGUAAAUAUAGGCUAAAGAUGCUUUAUGAUGCCAAUCAGUUGCUCCUUGUAUUCAGUUAUCAGAACAAGUGCCAAGUCAAUCGAGCCCCAUGCAUCUGGGGGGAACAUAACAAUAGAUGUUAUAAUAGUUAUUUGUACACUUCUGGGGUAUAGGACGGGCUUUUUUUUUUUCCCUGAGGGGAGGGAGUGGGAAGUUUCCUUCAUUUGAAGAAGCAUCUGAAAGAUUAGAGUGGACUUAACUCCGUGUCCUUCUUAUGGACAAAUCCAUCCUUCUUCUAAGGAUGACCUUUAAUUCUCAGAGUGUCUCAUAACAAUUCCACUUUUGUUUUGCAUUCCUUAGGCUUCCCAACAGAUAGGAGAAAGAGAUUGUCAACACUGUUUUAUCCUAAACUACAUGAAAUUAUAAACAAGCUGUCCAGUGGCCAGCAGCACCCCCUCCAAGUUUAUUUAAGGGUACAAGUAUUCUACAGCAAAAUGAAAAAAAGGGUAUCAUUUGCUACAGAUGCAAUUGUCUUUUCAAUACCCUCUUUGUUAUGGAGAAAUGACUGCUCCAAAAGAUUUCAUAAAAAAGACUUCUUAAAUCAUAACUGUAGCAAUUACCUGGACUGCCACAGUCAAAAUACUUCAUUGGUGAUCUGAAAUUGCACAUAAAACACAGAAGAAGAAUGUAGACAUUUUCACAAGGGAAAGACAGGAAAAAAAUAACAGACCUCUGCUUAUGUAAAAGAGAAUAUUUUGUGGAAUGAAUGUAAGCUUUCUCUUGAAGGAAUGUCUUAAGAAAUGACAAAACUAUUUCAACAUUAGUGGAAGGAACGCAUUCCAACUUUAUUAGUCCUGAACCACAAAGCCAAAUUUGUAAGGGGGGAAGAGUAACUAAACAUUACUGACAUAUGGCAACAGAUGAAGUGGCUUUGUGAGCCUCAACAUAGAGAGAAGAAAUUUAAAUGGGUAAUAUUUUGUUACUACUGCAAUAAUUUCUGUAGCUGCUGCUUGGGGAUAAAAAUACCCUUUCUCUUCUCAUUUAUGUUUCCACCCAGAGCUGCUGUUCAGUUGCAGCAAAUGCAUCACAUUUUAAAUUGCAAUGAUUCCCUUAUGUCAAAUUUGACCUCGAUUUCAGAUUUGAUUAGGAAAUAGUAAACUGGAAAAUGGGGAGGUUCAUCUUUUUAAAAAUAAAGAUGCUCUAUAGGCAUUUUCUGCUGCUGACUGCCUUCAGCAAUCCUAGGUGUGCUGUCAAUCAAAGGCUGCUCUAUGCUUAAGGAAGAGAACCCCCUUUUCCCAAUGAACUUAGCCUUCCUUCCAUUCACACAAAUUCCUGUCAAUCUUCUUCAACUCCCUGCCAGAGCCCCGCCUCCUAAGUUGACCCAGGUCUUCCAGCCAAACAAAUUGCAGUCUCUAAUUAUGCCUGCUGACAGCUUGUCCACCUUAACUCUUUCUCACCUGAAAGCCCCAGGAGGUCCCUUGAAACCUUCCCUGUUCAUUCAUUUUCAGAAGUUCUUGGGAUUAACAAAUUUCCACAAAGGUUUUACUAAGAAAAUAUCAACAACUCAUUUGUUUGUGCUCAGCCAAGAAACUGUGAACAAAUUUAGUCGCCGUGUUAAUUACUCUGGAGUGAUAAGGUGACUGUCACCUAAGCGGCAGAAGAGAACUCUUAUGUUAUUACUAAAAUAAUAUUAUAUGAAAAAAGAGGGUAGAAUUUUCUAGAAAUGGACUUUUAAGGUGUUACACUUAAUAACAUAGAAAAUUACACAGGAAGGCCAGCGCAUAGAAUUAUAUUUUAUGAACAUGUUUAUUGUAUAUACUGAUGUAUGCCUAACUUUCUAAACCUAAAACUCUUCUCUAAUUAAACCAACACCCAUGGAAUCUAGCCCUUACUACUUGAUGGGUUUCAGGAGAGAAAAUUCAACAUUGAUCUUCCCCUCCCAUAUGGCAAAGCUUUGCUGUGAGAAUCCAAUUCAGAUGACAUGGCUAACUAUAUUUAGUGUUUUAGAAUAAGCAACUACAGCGAUUCUUCAAAGUUUGAUCUGCAGCCAACCAGCAUCAGCAAUGACAAGGAAACCUGGGAAAUAUGCAAAUCAGCUGCUCCCACUUGAGACCUCAUCCCUUGGUAAAUGAGAUAUGCCAGGACUAGGCUCCACCCUGCAAGUUUUAACAAGCUCUUUGGAUUGUUUUAAUGCAUGCUGCAGUUCAAAACCAUUGAUCCACACAGUGUUCUGCAUGGCUAAGGAUGAUCAAUGUCACCCGCUGUUUAGCUCUGCUCCCCCAGAAAGAAGCUUAACGGCUUAAAUGGCAGCCUGCCUCUCAGUACAACAGACUCAGACGUGUGGUUUAAAAGUCCAUAACUCAGACUUAGAAUUCAAUUUGAAGGAGAACUAACCUCACAAUUGCUUUUUUUCCCCCUUGUAAUGGGACUUCAGGAAGCCUCUCUUCCCUGAGUCUUUCUUUUAAAAUACAGCCUUGCAUAUUCUUUACCUGAGCAGCCAUGGACAGGCUAGGAAACCUUUCUCCUGAUUGCUUCACUAGUGCUGGUGUUAUCCUUCAUUUUGAACUAUUCUGUGGCAGUCCUAUGUCCUGCUGAGUGAAUGUCUUCUGGUCUGAGGAGUGGGAAGCUCCUUCAAAACAAGCCACAGGGCGCAAAAAGCUGGGACACAACAUACUGCAUAGACCUCAUCACUCUAGGUACCCUGGGGUCAACUUUCAAGACUCUCUUCUUGGCCUUGGAGUGCUGAAUACUCAGGUCACUUAGCAGAUAAGAAUGUCUUAGAAAGAAAAGCUGAGAUAGUGAGUUACGUGAGUAAGUGUGGACAUGUGUCGAUCUGUCCUCUAAAAUCUAACCCAACACUCUUAAAUAUUUAAAAUACCCACCACGUGUUUGUCCCUGCUUUUCAAGCAAUUCAAGAAGCUGUGUGUGUCUACUGAUUCUGGCCAAAGCUUGAGCCUAGGUUGUCCCUUUGCUAUGGGAAGUGGGGUGGGGAGUGAGGAGUACUUUGGCACUGAUGACUUCCCUCUUGUCCUCUUCCUCUCGAAUGCACCUGACUUCUUGUAUCCCCAGUUCAAGCACAGCCCAUUUGGUCUCAGUCAUCUUCCCCUGCAUCUCCACUUAAACUCUCUUUUACUCACAAUCAAAGUCUUGCUGACAAGUCACCUCGCCACUAGGGCCGUUGCAGAGUUGGAAUAUAAUAUUUACAGCAGAAGGCCUAAGCUCGAUUCUGUGCAAUUAACUCAAAUUUGUCACUAAGAUCCAAAGCCUUGCUAUCCUCUCUGACUGUUGAAAGCCAUCUUGGAAACCUCUAUGGUGGAAGCUUCCCUGGUGAAAUUGCCAUGCAUCUCUCCUUGCUCCACGAUCCAUUGCAUUGUUUAUUUCGCUCCAAUCCCAAAGCCUUGAAAUAAUCUUGGAUUUGAAUUGUGAAAGAGCAGGAAAACAGUUAGAUAAUGAAAGGCCCUUAUUUCGGAGAACACGGAAAAGGCUCGGGCAUGAGAAGGUAGCAGAUGAUUGUUUUAAAACCAUAAGCAGAUUUGCCUGUCAGUACUAUUCCCGGUGAUGGUCACAGGUUAAUGGUACAAGACAAGUCUCUUUCCCAAAAGCCAUAAUAACCACCGCUGACACAACUGUGAUUGUAACCGGACUUCCCGGGGCUCUUCUGGGAGUUUUGUAGAGCACAAUGCUCACAGCAAAGAGACACUCAUGGCUCUCUAAACAAGGACCAGAAAAGGAAAUGGCUGUUGUAUAUAUGCACAAAAUGCUGCUCAGCCACUGGCAGCAUUCCAUGGGGCAGGCAAGAGAGAGAUUUCCAGUUGGAAACUAAUCCACAAUUGUCUCACGCCUCCAGUGGCAUUUCUUCCCCCAGGGUGAAUGAUUUAAGGGUAAACUGAGCUUAUCCUGAGCAAUUGUAACAGGCAAUCCCUAUAGAAAAGGCUGGCGUGUCUUCACGCAUGAAUUCUUCUCUGGAGAAGACCUGAGCACCGCAACCAAUCCCCCCCCCCCCCCACACACACACACAUGCUGAAGAGUAGAGAACAGUCUGUCCAGAUGAUGUACUCACAGUGUAAGGGAUCCAAAUAACCUUCAAAGACAAAGAGCAGGAGGUGGAAAGCCAAACAGACAAAAUUAGAGGCAAUCUUAGCACGGGUGAGGGUAAGCAAUCCUCACAUUCCUCCAGCUCAACCUGGCGAUGGCCCGUGCCCAAGACUGUGUUUUAAAUAGCUCAAUCCCACUGGGAAUCCACUGAAUGGUGGUUUGGCAGUGAUAAUAGAGAUGGAAGCUUAACUAAGUCUUUAGGCCAAUGAAUCAAAUGUAUAAAGAUUGCCAUUUUCAGCACACAACACAUACACAAAGGCGUGCGCAUCCUAGUUAGUAAUUCUGUGGGGGAAGCAAAAUGUUUAGCAAUCAGAAACUUUUUAGUGUAUUCCAUCAAUGCUUUAGAGAUAAAAUGUGGGGGGAAGAAAAGUCAACAUGAGCAUGAUUGCCAACUGUAUUACAAUUAUGAUCGUCAGACGUACUGUUGGAAACGCUAUGUAAAAUACUUUCUCCAGCAUCAAAGGAUCAAUACUAUUUGAAAAUAGCUGUCAAUUUGUGCUCAUUAAAUAUUCUUAUGUCUGCGAUGUUCUACUAUUAUCCUGAAAUAGUGACCACACACCUGAUAUGACGAGGAAAGAAAAUGGCCUCGUUGAAAUGUUAGAAGUGAAGGAAGUUAUUUAUAGUCUUCUGCCAAAGAAAAUUGUUUAAUGCUCUAUAAAAUGUAGAUUAACUUCUUGUAUUAUGAAUGUGACUGUAAGAAUGCUCACUCCGUCACCUAUCUUUUGAAAAUGAAUUCUUUUUGUGUUUCCAAUGGCCAAGGGAAAUAUUUUAAGCCGAUGUAAUACACAUAAGUCUUAGUAAAAGAAAGCUAUAUUUGAAUCUGAAAAUUCGGUGGCGCAUUUAUCAGUCUUUUCCUCAAAUUCUUGCAUCACACUAGGCUGCAUUUGGAGACCUUAAACACGCCAACAUUAAUGACGAUUCUUGUCUCAUAGAGAAAUCAUUAAAACAUUUCUCUUCAAGAACGUUGAGUGGACAGAAAUUACUGUCUAAUUUUCUUAGCCAACCACUCCAUACUCGUUGUCUCAGAGGUCUACCAAUUUUGCACAGAAAGUUAAUAGACUGUGUAAGCCAAUUUAAUCUGUGCAGUUAGCAAGAACUAGCCAUUAAACUAUAUAUUUAGGUGUUUUGUAAAUAAAAUUUUGAUUACUACAGUUUUGUUCAGACUUAUGUCUUUUAAAAUAAUUAGACAUGAUUUGAAUUUUUUAAAGAAUCUGUUAUAUUAGAUGUUGCGUUAUUGACUGUGAUUCAAUGUACACUCAGCCAUAUUCCUGUGGGAAAUAUCAGUCCUAUUGACUUUCUUGGCAUGAGCCAGAAGCUCUUAGUUUCUCUAAGGACUUUAAGUAUAAAGACAAAAAAAAAUCAAAAUAAAAUGCUAGUGAAGAAAUAAGAAGCCUAUUGUAUAAAAUGUAUUUUUAAAAAUCUUAGGAUUUCAUGUGAUUUACACUGCCUGUUAAUCUAGUCUCUGUGGAAUGACCACAGCAUAUGCGUUAAGACAAAAACACCAAAUAUUUGUGAUCUUUGUACAGCACCUUGUUAUAAUCUGUGAUUUCAAAUGGUAAACAUCUCUGUUGUGAUCACGUGAGCCCACAGAAGAAUUAGUUCCUGCUGUCAUGUAAAAUCCAGCUCUCAGAGUUGAGUUUCCCUGCAGCUGCUCUAUCACCAAUAAACAAGAAUUAAUUGUGAAAAGAUAUAUUUUAUGUUUAUGAUCACUGUGCAUUUUGUUAAUGAAUUCAGAAAAUUUUGUUUUUACCAGAAAUUCUCUCAGCCAGUAAAUACAAGUGCUGAUUUCAACCAUACUAUCAUUUCUGUGGUUUCUAUAUUCUUGAUCUAACUACCAAAAAAUUGGAAGUUCGGUGCAAAGUAUGUCCUAACGAAGAUACAAUAAAUGACUUUUCCUGCAUGCUGCUUGAGAUACAUUGUAAUUUGAAAUGUCGUAUCAAAAAAAGUAUCUAUUUCACACCCAAACUGUAACUGGCAAUAUUUCUUAUGUGUAUAACUGAUGGUAUGUCAAUAUCAAAAGCAAUGUCUAUCAUACAUGUAUGUUCUAUGUGCUGUUUAAUCAUGUUAAGCUGUAAUCUGUGAGGAUGUCAUUGCCUGAACUAGUUUAUUGUGUGUAAAUCAUUGUCCUCACUGUUUUCCUAAUCUCACCAUGUUUCCUAACUCUGAAAUAUAAAUGUUUGUAAAUUA